Xenopus tropicalis (tropical clawed frog) is the source of this 2286-nucleotide messenger RNA. RefSeq names its product leucine-rich repeat, Ig-like and transmembrane domains 3 (gene lrit3). The coding region runs from base 124 to 2082 and encodes 652 amino acids. Lineage: Eukaryota; Metazoa; Chordata; Amphibia; Anura; Pipidae. The transcript is spliced from 4 exons. The record is from RefSeq and is a predicted model, not a curated record.
UCCUAUGUAAUCAGCUAUUACUAGAUGAGUAGGCACCACUCUGGCUUCCUUUUCCAGAAAGCAGAUCACACAAACACUGUACGAUGUACACAUUGCUUGAUUUAUUGCUGAUUAUUUGAAACCAUGUGUUUGUUUAUUUAUCUUUAUAUGGUCACACUACUUGCUGGAAAACUGGAAGCAUUUUGCCCGUCACAAUGUACCUGUAUUUUCCACGGCAGAAGUGAUGGAACUGGAUCAAGGUCUGUUCUGUGUAAUGAUCCUGAUAUGUUUGACAUCCCCGUCAAUGUUCCUGUUGAUACUGUGAAGCUCCGCAUUGAAAAGACAGUAAUACGAAAAAUUCCCACAGAAGCCUUCUAUUACCUGGUGGAUUUAAAAUACCUUUGGGUUACCUACAAUAGCAUUUCCAGCAUUGACUCCAGCAGUUUUUACAAUCUGAAGCAACUACAUGAGUUACGCUUGGAUGGGAAUGCAAUAUCUGUGUUCCCAUGGGAAUCUUUAGCAGAGAUGCCAAGUCUACGGACCUUGGACCUUCAUAACAAUAAGAUAGCAAGUAUUCCAGCAGAAUCAGCCCGGUACCUGAGGAACAUUACCUAUUUGGAUCUGUCAAGCAACAAACUGACAACUCUCCCCUCAGACCUAUUGGAUAUAUGGCCUCCAUUCUCUGAUAAAUCCCUGAUAAGCUCUGAUUUAUUAACUCAGAGAGUUAUACUGGGGCUACAAGAUAAUCCAUGGUUCUGUGACUGUCGUAUUUCAAAGCUGAUUGAACUCUCAAAAACAACAGACCCACACAUAACUUUUCUUGACUCUUUCGUUGUCUGCAGUGGCCCUGACACUUUGGCAGGCUUUUUAUUCCAAAGAGUUGAGUUAGAACAGGAGAUGUGUCUCAAACCCUCAGUGAUGACUUCAGCCACGAAAAUUACAUCUCCACUGGGCAGUAAUGUGCUACUGCGAUGUGAUGCCUCAGGAAACCCCACUCCACAGUUACUUUGGAGCAGAACAAACAAUUCAGCAGCAAAUUAUACAGUUGUUCAGGAGACUCCAACAGAUGGUGUGAGAUGGUCCAUUCUAAGUAUGAAUGGUAUUUCAUACAAAGAUGCUGGAGAAUACCGAUGCAAGGCUAAAAAUUUUGCAGGAGUAGCAGAAGCGUCAAUAACGGUCAUAGUAGUUGGUGUUGUCACAACAACAGCUUCCUCCCAUCGCUUUGACCGGCGUCUGGGGGCAGAGCAAAUGAGUAACAUGCAAACAGAAGCCAAGGAAGAAUUGAGUAAAAUAAGUACAACAUGGGUUCCCCUACAGCUAUCAACAGUGCCUAUGCUACAAACAGAUACACCACUAACAGCAACAGUUUCUCCAACAAGUAUAGUGCUCACCACCCCUAAAGUUCCAAAGAUAAAAUUGCCAAAGCCAGCCCCUGCUACAAAGAAAAACCCUAAGAUGUCCACCCAGCAGGCUGCAAACAAACCUACUUCAGAACAAAAUGCAGUGGUGGGAAAUCUAAAAGUAAUCAGCGAAUCUGAAGACCGGGUGACUUUGACUUGGAAGACUUUUAAUACCACAAAUAGCGCCAGCUUGGCUGUGUUGUACUCAAAAUAUGGCGAGGAAGAAAUGCUCAAGUUGAGCACAGAUCCUAGUAAAAAUAAAGUAACAAUUGACGGUUUGGAGCCCAACACAAGAUAUAUGGCCUGUGUGUGCCCCAAAGCAUCACAGCCCAAGAAGGACCAGUGUAUUGUAUUUUCUACAGAUUCCUUUCUGCCCAUUGAGAGCAGCUCUCAAGUGUCUGUUCUGGUGAUUGCUAGUAGUGUGGGUUGUGUUAUUGUUUUACCUGUCAUUUUUUUCUUAAUUUACAAAGUUUUGAAACUGCAAAGGAAACCAAAGUUACCAGGGGAGGAGGACCUUUUAAAGGAAACUUAUGUGAAAUUUGAAACUUUGUCAUUAAGACCACGAGCAAUAAAUACAACAGGAGAGCUAUGGACACGAAGGGACACAACAGAAUCAGAAAGACUUCUUCUGAGUUCCAGAUCAAGCAUGGACUCUCAGACUACAUGGAAAAGUGAAGGUUCUAGGCCAGAAUAUUACUGCUAAUUUUUUUUUUUUUUAUAUGCGAUUAUGUGAAAAUGCUUACUUCUUUGUUUGACCAGUGUGUAAUUGUCAAGAGUGCAUCACUUUCAAAAGAAUCGGUGAAAGGAGAAUCAAUUCACACGUGUUGCUUUCUGUUUAUCAGUUGUGCACAUUCUAAAUAUUUAUUUUUGUGUUAUUCAAUAAAAAGGAAUAAAAAUAAUUGAAAUG